AUGGCGGCGACGGUGCCGCCAGCAAACGAUGAACCGGGCAAACUCAACCCGCCCGUCGACCCGGCCGACAGCGACCUAGAUGCCGAGGGCGAAGAAGAAACCGACUUGUAUGAAAUGGAUCAACAGCUUCAAGAUGCCGUUCAUCGAGCGUACACUAGAGAAGAUGAUGAGGAUGGGCCGGAGGAAGCUGCAGAUGGAAACAACUCAAGCGUCAAUUUGAACGGAGAAGACGAUGAUGACAAUGACGAGGCCGAACCUGUCGGAGCUGUCAAGCUACCUGACGAUGAUGCGGGCUCUGAAGAAGACUAUGCGGAGUCUGAGACAGCGGACGCGGAUGCCGACCCCGGGUUUGAGGCAAAUGACCGUGACGCAUCAGAACCCGAAUCAAGUGACCACGAUUCAGAAGCUGAGGAUUGGGAAGCUGAGAGCAAUGGUGGAGAGGAUGUCGAAACUGAUAUCCGUAGUGGCUCAAAUUGCUUGGUUUGCAGCCAAGACGAAGAACACGACCCAAGUGAAGAUUUUGAGGAAUGGCUCACUUGUGUUGUGUGUGGUGAUCACUCCCAUCGGCAAUGCGCUCGCGAACAAGAGGCAUAUGAUGAAACGGAAGAGCCCGACACGAUAACAAAUUCAGCGACAGAAACCGGACUUGGAGCCUCAGCCCUCCCCAAAGAGCUUCUUCCUGCGCACGCUGGCACACACGACGAGGGAUUUCAUUCUAUCUUCAACACAAGCGUUGACGACGAGAUGCUCAAUAGCUCGCGAUCGCUACGCAAGCGAAAGGCCUCGUCAAUCGAGGCCGAAGAACACACACCCGUUCUUCGCAAACGACUUCGACAAACAUCUUUCCGUUCCGAUCGCCCACUGUCGAACGAUGCGGCUCUGGACGGUGGUGAUGCCACUGCUGAUGGUGAUGUCCACUCUCCUGCUCGGACACGCUCCGUCCGCGUGCGACGCACUCGCGCGGUGGAUCGAGAGCACUGCCGCGUCGUAGCUAGGCAGUUUGGGAAAUUGAUCAUUGGGUUCCGACUGGACGAGACCAAAAUAUCUAAAAUUACAGGUUCUCAAAUCCGACCACAACGCAAGAAGAAGAAAGCACCAAAGCCGCCACCUGUAGCCCCUGAACCCCAGGCACAUUUUGUUCCCCUCCCCCCCAUAUCCUACAACUCCAUGACAUUCUUCGACCGUGAGACCGACGACGCCAAAUCAAAACCAUAUGGAGGCAUUUUGUCCGAAGUCGAACAAGAUACAUCCAGGACGCUUCCCACACAAUUCGAUCGCGACCGAUUCGAACAGGCACGCCUGAAAGCUGAAGAUGAAUGGCAACAGAAAGUGAAGGAAGCAGAACUCAAUGGCGAAGCCACUGCGCAUGCAUCACAAAAGGUUUCUGGUCCUCCUUCAAAGAUCAAAUCUAUCAACUUCGGUGGCUACGAGAUCGAAACCUGGUAUGCAGCGCCUUACCCGGAGGAAUACAGCCGCAACCGUGUUCUGUAUAUUUGCGAGUUCUGUCUCAAGUACAUGAACUCGGACUUUGUCGCCUGGCGCCAUAAACUAAAGUGUCCUGCGAAGCACCCCCCCGGUGACGAGAUCUAUCGAGAUCGAUCAAUCUCAAUCUUCGAAGUUGACGGGCGCAAGAAUCCAGUGUACUGUCAAAAUCUUUGCCUUCUCGCAAAACUCUUCCUAGGCUCCAAGACUCUCUACUACGACGUUGAGCCAUUCUUAUUCUAUGUGAUGACUGAGUUUGACGAUCUGGGCUGCCAUUUUGUUGGCUACUUCAGUAAAGAAAAACGUCCAAGCUCAGCGAACAACGUUUCCUGCAUUCUUACUCUACCCAUCCAUCAACGCAAAGGCUACGGAAACCUCCUCAUCGACUUUUCAUAUCUCCUUACCCGCAUCGAAGGCAAAAAUGGAUCGCCCGAGAAGCCGCUCUCUGAUAUGGGUCUGGUGUCGUACAGGAACUACUGGCGAUUGAUUUUAUCAUACCAACUUCGUGAUUUGAAGACACCUGUGAGCAUUGCAGAUCUAUCUGAUCGCACCGGAAUGACGGCAGAUGACAUUGUAUCUGCUCUGGAAGGACUUCGAGCUCUCGUGCGGGAUCCUAUUACCAAGACGUACGCCAUCCGCCUCGAUCAUAAAUAUUACAACGAGGUUAUUAGUGGCUGGGAAAGCAAGGGCUACGUUCAGCUCAAUCCAGAUGCGCUGCUUUGGACACCUUACAUAAUGGGUCGUAGUAACCAAUCUCAUUUCGAUCGUGCUCCCAUGCAUGCCGUUGCCCCCCGAGAGGACCCGGAUGAAGACGAAGAUGAGACCGAGACAAGAGCGACCGACUAUGAGGGCGCUAUCAGAAUGGUGAAUGGGUCGGAUCGAGACACUCUCGCAGCCUCCGCGGGACCGCCUUCCACGUUGACCCUGAGGCCUAAUGGCUCCCAUCAUUCUACAGUGGGCAAGUCUGAACCACCUGCAAUCCCCAACCCUGCCGCUGGAAUCCCACCCUCCCGGUUUGAACUUUGGCCUCCUGUGCCUCCCGCAGCACCCCCAAAACGCAAACCUGGUCGUCCAUCCGGUAGCACAAAACUCAAUACCAUGUCAACGACACCCAUGGCUCCCCGUAAUAAUGGUCGUAACACACCUCGACGACCCUCCGGGCUGGCAAUGGUCACCCCUGGAGGCAGUAUUCGUCGCGGUAGAAGCUCUAUCCUCACGAACUCGCCCGCAACGGAACCAACACCUAGCCAGGCCAACGGUUCCAAACUGGAGCAGAGCAAAGUUGUUGGCGAAGAAACUGCUGUUGAUGAGGAUGUCGAGAACAUGGCUCCUGCACCCAGGGAAGCUGCAGAAGUGAGCGAAAAGGAUUCAGAGCGUGUCAAUGGAUACGUUGCUGCCAAAGAACCUGUCAAGACCAAUGGAAUUGAUGCCGCCGAGCCCGAGUCGUCCGAGGCCAAGCAAACGGAAGCACCCAGGACUCCCGAGAAAAAGACCAACUCCAUCUCGCGAUCACCUGGAACAACAGUCCCCCGUCGAUUCAACGACAACCCCAAGACACCGCGAUCAGUCAACCGGAAGACUUUGGUCGAGAAAGUUCACGUUGUGAUUCCCGCUGAGCCAGGAUCUGCUUCCAAGUCAAUGGGCAAAGCUGAGGACCCAAAGGCCGUGGUCAAUACCAAUGGCACCGAUGCAGACUCAGAUGCAGACGCAGACGCGGAUGCAGAGGUUGACGCCGAGUACGAAGUGGAUGGGGAUGUUGUGAUGCAGACAUGA
This is a messenger RNA of Penicillium digitatum Pd1, 3255 nucleotides long. NCBI's taxonomy places the organism in Eukaryota, Fungi, Ascomycota, Eurotiomycetes, Eurotiales, Aspergillaceae. The record is from RefSeq and is a predicted model, not a curated record.